AUUUUCUCCAAAACCAACCAAAUGAUCCGGAAAUGCGCGAAAGUUUUCAACGGCACUCUGAAAACUUGCCAGGAGGGGAAACUUCGUUUAGGCGUACCGGAUUCCAGGCUAUGGAACUGUCGUGAUCCGUAGCAGACGCUGCCAGCUCGUAGGGCUGGAAAUCCAUCGCGGCAAUGCGUCGGAAAGGUAAGAUCUCAGCUGAUACAGUGAUGGUGUGACACCGUAUUCUAUCUCCUGCCGAUUGAUACUCAAAACGACAUUUGUAUGCAUUUUAUAAGUCUUCGUUCUGCACUUCAGUCGUACACACUCCACUCAACAUCACACUCGAUAGACAUUCAGCAUACAUACCAGUCUACUCUCCAAUCAACCGCUUCAAAACUACAUUGCGACUCGACUCGACUCAGACUUCACAUCAUUACAGACAAACCCCGCUCCAGCACAGUCUCAGCUCCAACUCAAACUACAACAUCAAAAUGCCUUCCCCAACACAAGCCCGCACCAUGUUCCGCAGUGCUGCUCGCUACCUCACUGAGCAGCACCCGUUUGCGCGUAACCCUACCACUAUGCCAUCGCAUUCUAUUCGCUACCUCGACCUGAACAAAAGAGUCGUAAAGGCAAGCGCUUUAUACUUCCCCUUCGCAGUUGGCGUCCUCGGCUGGCCAGUCGCCGCUGCCUGGUGGUUCAAUGGCUCCAUGUGACUCUUUGAAGGAGAAAGAGAGCGGAUGGUAGAGAGACAUUUCGUACGGAAUUUGGAUUCCAAAGAGGUUGCAGAC
Dothidotthia symphoricarpi CBS 119687 is the source of this 773-nucleotide messenger RNA. RefSeq lists its product as uncharacterized. The transcript has 2 exons. Bases 474 to 698 code for a protein of 74 amino acids. The record is from RefSeq and is a predicted model, not a curated record. NCBI's taxonomy places the organism in Eukaryota, Fungi, Ascomycota, Dothideomycetes, Pleosporales, Dothidotthiaceae.